AUGUUACUUUUACGAAUGCUCUUAAUAGCGUGUGCUGUGAUAGUACCCAUUUGCGCAACACCCGUCAGGGAGGAACUAGAAGGAGAUGGAUGGCGAGCCGUAAGAGAUUUAGAAGAGGGCGGGAUAAGACGACGUAUUCCGGGGCCGAGGAAAGGGGUUUUCGAAGGAUCCGACCCGGAGAAUCCAUACCAUGACGAGCCGGAGUUCACCGAUUUAACAUCUUUCGGCAAUGAAGCAUCCCGAUCAGCGGGUCAUAACCGUAAUCAAUUGACGCAGACCGACCGACCAUCAAAUACUGAACUGCUUUGGCAUUACGGAAAACCAGUAAUCGGUAACCUGGCAGCAUCGGCCACCCUCAUGAAUUAUUGGCCCGAGCUCUUUGGAACUCGUAAAGACUUAUCUGUCUUUGUCUCUCCCGGCUUCUUCAUCUCUAUCGUACCUAGCAUCUCUUGCUUUUUGAUCAAUCGCUUCCGUUAUAACCGUGUAUUAAAACGUUGGGAUUGA
Molecule: messenger RNA, 504 nt
Organism: Puccinia graminis f. sp. tritici CRL 75-36-700-3
Lineage: Eukaryota; Fungi; Basidiomycota; Pucciniomycetes; Pucciniales; Pucciniaceae
Exons: 2
Coding region: 1-504 (167 amino acids)
Source: RefSeq, a predicted model, not a curated record